This is a messenger RNA of Centrocercus urophasianus (Greater sage-grouse), 672 nucleotides long. It is a transcript of the gene TMDD1, whose product is annotated as transmembrane and death domain 1. NCBI's taxonomy places the organism in Eukaryota, Metazoa, Chordata, Aves, Galliformes, Phasianidae. Gene Ontology annotation, biological process: signal transduction. The record is from RefSeq and is a predicted model, not a curated record. The transcript has a single exon. Bases 1 to 672 code for a protein of 223 amino acids. Gene Ontology annotation, molecular function: protein binding.
AUGGCAACGGGCGCUGGAGCGAUGCUGGCACCUGCGGGGCUCGUCCUGCUCUUGGUGGCAGUGGGUGGCCGUUGUGAGGACGCGGCAGCAGCCAACGUUGGCCGUCACACCAUGGCCCGCAUCGCCGCGCUGCUGUCCCCAUCUGAGUGCCGCCAGCUCCAGGGGCAGCUGAUGGGACCCAGCAAGGACACGGAGCAGAACCCAAAGGACGGCAUUCGUCCCCGCGUCCCACGCCACCGCCCCGGCUGCUCGGAGGCUCUACGGAGGUGGCUGGAAAUGGAGGGAGAGGUGACAUCGUGGGACCAACUGGCCCGCAGCCUCCGCCAGAUCGGGCGCCCCGACAUCGCCCGGGAGUUGGGGAAAAACCUGAACCAGGACCGGAGCCUGGAGCUGCGCAGGAACGUGGAGGAGUACGGCCGCAGCGUGCAGCAUCUCACCUCCUCACUGCUGCUGCAGGGCGAGCAGUAUGGAGCGGCACGGAGCAGGAGGGGCUCGGGGGAUGCGGGGGAUCUGCGCUUCGAGAGGCGGCCGCCCCCUCCCUACACCCGCAGCCCCCUGGGCUGGGUGGGCCCCGUGCUCUCAGGUGUCCUCGGGGGGUUCGUCGCCUCCGUCCUCGUUGCUGUGGUCACUGUGCUCUCCUGUCACUGGGCACUGGGCUCGGUCACCUCGUGA